UGCGAGGAACUGGGCCGACCGAGGAGCUCGGGCGUGCGUGUGUAAAAUCAGAAGGCGUUUGGCUCGGAGCCAUGUUUUUUUUCCCUUCUCCUUAAUUGUGCAGACAGAAAAAUCCCUUCUACCGGUUUUCCCGGGGAGACGGGCUGCGCCGGCCCGGCCUCCCCCACAAGUCCCUCGUUUGCUCUGUCGGCCUCCGGGUCCCGGGGCGGUUCUCCUUUCCUUCCUGCCUUCCUUCCCUUUCCUACUCUCCCCACCUUCAACCGAGCCGGGCCAGCCAGCGGGUGAGCGGGGUGUCUGCAAAGCGGCCCGGUCACCUGUCGUGGCAGCUGCAUGGAAAUCUGCUGUCUGGAGCCUGUGCGGUUUCUUCUGGCAAAUCACGGAGAUUCCGCUCCAGGCUUCAACCCCCCUUCCUCUUUUGCUCCUUCACUCUCCUAACCCAGCUCCUGCUGCUGAUGUGAAGUUUCACCGUUUGUGGGCAAUUAACAAGGAGGUGUCCACUUCUUUCUUUCCGAGGCGCCACUUGCUGGGAAGAGUUGUAAGAGUCCAUCCAGGACCUUCCAGUCAUGAAUAAUCUGAUGGCUCCUGAAUUAACCGGGAAAACAAACAUAUCAAGUGCCAUUUGAAGAGUGUGUCUAUGUAAAACCCUUUCUCUACAUAGAAACUUUCCCAUACGAAGACGGUCUGAAUUUCGCAACUGGUGAAGAUUAAGCAUCAGCUGGAACACCUUACACUGUUGGGGUCAGGAGUCAGUCUGUCACUAAUGUCAGAUUUUCCUUACCGUGUUCAUAAGCAAAAGCAAGUUUUCAGAAGAACACGUUGUACAGAUGAAACCUGAAGAAUCCCUCUCAGUGUAAAGCAGGAGCAGACGUUAAAACUCUGAACUGAAGCUCAGCAACUUCUACUGUGGCUGUAGCAGGAGUGAGGGGACUGAUCUGAAAAGGAACAGAUUCCUUUCUGUCUUCAGCUAUUUGAAGUUUUUUAUUUAUUAUUUAUCUUUUUUCUUUUCUGCGUAUAUAUGCCAUUUUAAAAUACUAAUUGGAACUGUCAGUUACAAAAUAAAUAUCAAGAAAAGCCUUUUUUGGUCCAAAGAUGUGAACAGGCUUGCAGGUGAACAGGAAGAUAUCUUUUGGUAAAGCUUGGACCGGUCUUGGGAGAUGGUACAUCUUGGAGAGCUCUGCUACACACCUAGGUGGCUGGUUUAAAGGCCUGCAUCCAUCGGAGAGGGGGAUUAAUUAAUAGACACAAUUCUAAGAUUGCUUUUUUCAUUAAGAGAAGAGUACAUGAUUUUUAUGAGUGCAAAAGCAGAGAAACUAGAGAAAGGAGAAACAGAAGCCUGCAGCCCGAGUCUGUGUAAGCAGGAAGUAGGACCGAACUGAGGACACUACUUGGUCCAUUUAGAUAGCAGUUUAUUCAUACUCAGUGACCCGCAGGCCUCCACCUCUGCUUGAGGGAAGGGCUUUGCUCCUGUCUCUAUGGCACUGAGGGGUGUUCUAGCCCUUGGAGGAGUCAUUCUAGGAAGCCCUGUGUUCCUAGGGACACAGGGCCAGGCUUUGAGACAGGAAGCUUCUGGCUGUGAGCAGUGGGGGAAAGAGUGAUUUUCUUGUUAAAACUUUGACCGUUGUCUGCAUGAGCUCUGGUCUGACUUUGCACGUUAGUGUGCCUUUCCCCUUAAGCAACCUUUUCCAGCUGGACAGCAGAAACUUGCCUAGUUCAGAAAACGUGCCAGAGGGUGGCUUCAGAGGGAAGAUGAUCUUGUGCGAUCACUCUCUGCAUUUGAACUAUUGAAUAGAGAAAUCCAGCUAGAGGAAUUCUUACCGCCUUAAGUUACUUGAAAUCUAUGUGUUUGUAACCCUUUGUCUCUGGAAUCGCAUUACAAAAAAAAACCUGGAAUCUCAGGCUGAGAAUAACGAGGCUGAGUAAAAGCGAAGAGAACUGCCUCUUCAUUAUCACUUACUAACAGCUCUUUCUCCAAAGGAUUAGCGUGGUUUCCCCCUAAGAACUUGAAAAUGAGAACGGAACCUGUGUAUUUUUAGGCAUUACCUUUCUUAGCCGACUGACGUCUUUUAUAGAGGAGUUUUUUCACUAUGCAUUUGGUGGAUCUUUAUAAGCUAUUGACCUAAUUGGACUCUAGAUCAGUUGUAACUAAAGGAGAAAAAAACCAAACCAACGGAGCCCAGCCACAAAAAUAAGCCAAUAAAAGAACUUGGUUUGAAAUUCCUCAGUACUUUUAAAGUGAAAUACUUCAUUGAGAAAAGUAUGUAUGCAGCAGUGGAACAUGGGCCUGUGCUUUGCAGCGACUCCAACAUCCUCUGCCUGUCCUGGAAAGGGCGUGUCCCCAAGAGUGAGAAGGAGAAGCCUGUGUGCAGAAGGCGCUACUAUGAAGAAGGAUGGUUGGCUACAGGCAAUGGGCGAGGUGUGGUGGGAGUGACUUUCACCUCGAGUCACUGUCGCAGAGAUAGGAGUACACCACAGAGAAUAAACUUCAACCUUCGAGGCCACAACAGUGAGGUUGUGCUGGUGAGAUGGAAUGAGCCCUACCAGAAACUCGCCACGUGUGACGCAGAUGGAGGAAUCUUUGUGUGGAUUCAGUAUGAAGGCAGGUGGUCUGUGGAACUGGUCAAUGACCGUGGGGCUCAGGUGAGUGAUUUCACGUGGAGCCAUGAUGGGACUCAAGCUCUCAUUUCAUAUCGAGAUGGGUUUGUCCUGGUUGGUUCUGUCAGUGGACAAAGACACUGGUCAUCUGAAAUCAACUUGGAGAGCCAGAUCACGUGUGGUAUAUGGACUCCCGAUGACCAGCAGGUGUUGUUUGGCACAGCAGAUGGGCAGGUGAUCGUCAUGGACUGCCACGGCAGAAUGCUAGCCCAUGUCCUCCUGCAUGAAUCUGAUGGCAUCCUCAGCAUGUCCUGGAAUUACCCCAUCUUCCUGGUGGAGGACAGCAGUGAGAGUGACACAGACUCGGAUGAUUAUUCUCCUCCCCAAGAUGGGCCUGCGGCCUACCCCAUCCCUGUGCAGAACAUCAAGCCUCUGCUCACCGUCAGCUUCACCUCCGGAGACAUCAGCUUAAUGAACAACUAUGACGACUUGUCUCCCACUGUCAUCCGUUCAGGGCUGAAAGAGGUGGUGGCCCAGUGGUGUACGCAGGGAGACUUACUGGCAGUUGCUGGGAUGGAGCAGCAGGCACAGCUCAGUGAACUGCCCAAUGGUCCUCUUCUGAAGAGUGCCAUGGUCAAGUUCUACAAUGUUAGAGGAGAGCACAUUUUCACCCUGGACACGCUUGUACAGCGCCCUAUCAUCUCCAUCUGUUGGGGCCAUCGGGACUCUAGGCUGCUUAUGGCUUCAGGACCAGCCCUGUAUGUGGUUCGUGUGGAACACCGAGUGUCCAGUCUCCAGCUGUUGUGCCAACAGGCCAUCGCCAGCACUCUUCGAGAAGACAAGGAUGUUAACAAGCUGACCUUGCCCCCUCGUCUCUGUUCCUACCUCUCCACUGCCUUCAUUCCCACUAUUAAGCCCCCGAUUCCAGACCCCAACAACAUGCGAGACUUUGUCAGCUACCCUUCAGCGGGCAAUGAACGACUGCACUGCACCAUGAAGCGCACAGAGGAUGACCCAGAGGUCGGCGGGCCCUGCUACACACUCUACUUAGAGUACCUGGGAGGGCUCGUGCCCAUUCUCAAGGGGAGGCGCAUCAGCAAACUGCGGCCAGAGUUUGUCAUUAUGGACCCUCGGACAGACAGCAAAUCAGAUGAGAUCUACGGGAACAGCUUAAUUUCUACUGUGAUUGACAGCUGCAACUGCUCAGACUCCAGUGAUAUUGAACUGAGUGAUGAUUGGGCUGCCAAGAAGUCUCCCAAAAUUUCCAGAUCUAGCAAAUCGCCCAAACUCCCGAGGAUCAGCAUUGAGGCCCGAAAGUCACCUAAGCUUCCACGGGCUGCUCAAGAGAUUUCUCGGUCUCCCCGAUUGCCCAUGCGCAAGCCCUCCAUGGGCUCGCCCAGCCUGACACGGAGAGAGUUUCCUUUUGAAGACAUCACUCAGCACAACUAUCUUGCUCAGGUCACGUCCAAUAUCUGGGGAACCAAGUUUAAGAUUGUGGGCUUGGCUGCAUUCCUACCAACCAACCUCGGUGCAGUUAUCUAUAAAACCAGCCUGCUGCAUCUCCAGCCUCGGCAGAUGACCAUUUAUCUCCCGGAAGUUAGGAAGAUUUCCAUGGACUAUAUUAACCUGCCUGUCUUCAACCCAAACGUUUUCAGUGAAGAUGAGGAUGACUUACCAGUUACAGGAGCAUCAGGUGUCCCUGAAAACAACCCGCCUUGUACAGUGAACAUCCCUAUUGCACCAAUCCACAGCUCUGCUCAAGCUCUGUCUCCCACACAGAGCAUAGGGCUGGUGCAGUCCCUGCUGGCCAAUCAAAAUGUGCAGUUGGAUGUCUUAACCAAUCAGACAACAGCUGUAGGGUCAGUAGAGCAUGCAGGUGAUGCUGCUACCCAGUACCCAGUCUCCAGUCGGUACUCCAAUCCUGGACAGGUGAUUUUUGGAGGUGUAGAAAUGGGCCGCAUCAUUCCGAAUCCUCCUCAAUUGCCUUUGCCACCACCGCCACCACCACCACAGGCGCCUAUGCAGCUGUCUGGGGUGGACCAUGGAGAUCGGGACCAUGAGCACCUGCAGAAGUCAGCCAAGGCUCUGCGCCCAGUGCCUCAGCUGGCUGCCGAGGGGGAUGCGGUAGUUUUCAGUGCCCCGCAGGAGGUCCAGGUGGCGAAGAUGAAUCCCCCACCCCCGUAUCCAGGAACUAUCCCUGCUGCCCCCACCACGGCUGCACCCCCACCCCCUCUGCCACCACCACAGCCCCCAGUGGAUGUGUGUUUGAAGAAGGGUGACUUCUCACUGUACCCUACAGCAGCACAUUACCAGCCUCCACUAGGCUAUGAGAGGAUUACCACCUUUGACAGCAGUGGCAAUGUGGAAGAGGUGUGCCGGCCUCGGACUCGGAUGCUCUGUUCCCAGAACACCUACACUCUCCCUGGUCCAGGCAGUUCUGCCACCUUGAGACUCACAGCCACUGAGAAGAAGGUCCCCCAACCCUGCACCAGUGCCACUCUGAACCGACUAACUGUCCCUCGAUACUCCAUCCCCACAGGGGACCCACCUCCUUACCCUGAAAUUGCUAGCCAGCUGGCCCAGGGGCGGAGUGCCGCUCAAAGGCUGGACAACAGUCUCAUCCAUGCCACCCUACGAAGGAACAACCGAGAGGUUGCACUUAAGAUGGCCCAGCUGGCAGACAGCUCCCGUGCCCCACUGCAGCCCCUAGCCAAGCCUAAGGGGGGUGCUGCUGGGGCAGUGGCACAGCUCCCAGCAAGGCCUCCACCUGCCCUAUACACCUGCAGUCAGUGCAGUGGAGCAGGGCCCAGCUCCCAGUCAGGUGCAGCCCUGGCCCAUGCUCUCAGCACCUCCCCACUGGCCUCCCAGUCCUCCUACAGUCUUCUCAGCCCUCCUGACACCUCCCGGGAUCGUGCUGACUAUGUCAACUCAGCCUUCACAGAGGAUGAGGCCCUGUCUCAGCACUGUCAGCUCGAGAAGCCUCUGAGACAUCCCCCACUUCCUGAAGCUGCUGUCACCUUGAAGCGACCUCCCCCUUACCAGUGGGACCCCGUGCUGGGCGAGGACGUUUGGGUUCCCCAGGAAAGGACAGCACAACCUACAGUGCCCAACCCUUUAAAACUGUCCCCCCUCAUGCUAGGGCAAGGCCAGCACCUGGAUGUGGCUCGAGUGCCCUUUGUGUCUCCCAAGUCUCCGUCCAGCCCUACUGCCACCUUCCAGACAGGCUAUGGGAUGGGAAUGCCAUAUCCAGGCAGCUAUAACAACCCCUCUUUGCCUGGAGUACAAGCUCCAUGUUCCCCUAAGGAUGCCCUGUCCCAGGCACAGUUUGCACAACAGGAGUCUGCUGUGGUACUUCAGCCAGCAUACCCACCCAGCCUUUCCUACUGCACCUUGCCCCCCACAUACCCAGGAAGCAGCACCUGCUCCAGUGUACAGCUGCCGCCCAUCGCCUUGCACCCUUGGAACUCCUACAGCACCUGCCCACCCAUGCAGAACACCCAGGGCACUCUCCCCCCCAAGCCCCACUUAGUGGUGGAGAAGCCUCUUGUGUCCCCUCCACCUGCCGAGCUCCAGAGCCACAUGGGCACAGAGGUGAUGGUAGAGACUGCAGACAAUUUCCAAGAAGUCCUCUCUCUGACAGAAAGCCCUGUACCGCAGAGAACAGAAAAAUUCGGAAAGAAGAACCGGAAGCGCCUGGAUAGCCGAGCAGAGGAAGGAAGUGUUCAGGCCAUCACUGAGGGCAAAGUGAAAAAGGAUGCUAGGACUUUGAGUGACUUUAAUUCUCUCAUCUCCAGCCCCCGCCUAGGGAGAGAGAAGAAGAAAGUGAAAAGUCAGAAAGACCAGCUGAAGUCAAAGAAGUUGAACAAGACAAACGAGUUCCAGGACAGCUCAGAGAGUGAGCCCGAGCUGUUCAUCAGCGGGGAUGAGCUGAUGAACCAAAGCCAGGGCAGCAAGAAGGGGUGGAAAAGCAAGAGGAGCCUGCGGACCGCCAGCGAGCUGGAGGAAUUCAAGUGCCGCAAAGCCAGUGAGAAGGAAGAUGGGCGGCUGGGCAGCCAGGGCUUCGUGUACGUGAUGGCCAACAAGCAGCCACUGUGGAACGAAGCCACACAGGUGUACCAGCUGGACUUCGGAGGAAGGGUGACCCAGGAGUCUGCCAAGAAUUUCCAGAUUGAGUUGGAAGGACGACAGGUGAUGCAGUUUGGACGGAUUGAUGGCAACGCAUACAUCCUAGACUUCCAGUACCCCUUCUCAGCUGUUCAGGCUUUUGCUGUUGCCCUGGCCAAUGUGACUCAGCGCCUAAAAUGAAGAGACAGAUGCAGGAGUAGACUUGGCAGGAGCCUUUGGAGGCAGAGCUCAUGCUGCUACUACCUGAGAAGAACAGAGGAAGCCAGCAGGCCAGGAGGGUGCUGGUCUGUAGGCAUGGCCCGUUCGUUGAGUUAGCCUUUAUUGUCUCUUUUCUUUUGCCUGAGUGGUGUUUAGAAGUGAAGAGUUUGAAGGCGGUGUGGCUUGGCUGCAGCGUGUGCUGUAUUUACCUCUCAUGGCCAGCUAAGGGCCUUGGCAGAGAAGACAGGUUGCUGGGCCUUGCUCUUCUUUUAAACAUAGGGAGCAUCAGUGUUCGUUCUUCAUGUCAUCUGCCCUUUAUCCCAACAGUCACUCAUGAAAAACAAAUUUUUCCAAACACAACCAAAACUCUGGAAGACUCAGCUUGCAUUGGGCUGUGGAGGGCAGCGUUUCCUUCCCAGGUGCGCGCUGCUCACUAAAAGGUACCUGGGUGAGUGAGGGUGCAUAUGCAAAUGCCCUGUGCUCUGCUUAGGUAAGCCACCAUAGAUGGGCACUGCCACCAUUGUCAACGUGAUUUGAUAGGCAGUGUGUGAGGGAAGAGACACUGCCCAUGGACACAGGCUCACAUGCAGACAGCUGGAUGAGCUGGUAGUGUGGCUCAUGCAAGGGUUAUUUUCCAAGGAUAGUAGUUGGAAACCCCACUGGUUUCUUGUGUCAGAAUUAAUCCUAUCUGACUUUGAAAGAAGGUAAGAGACUUCAGUCAGUGGGCCGAUCCAGGAUGAGGUAGAGCUGGGUUUACAUCAUAGUCAUUAGACUGCUCAGUCACCAGAUACCUCCCUCCACUUGUCAAGAACCUGCCUUGGCUCUCCUUACCCCUUUGUUUGAAUCUGGAGCAUUUUACUGUAGACGUCUUUCUCUUUAGAUCCUAUUGCUCUGUCUUUUCUAAACCAUGAAUGAGACUUGAUUUGCAGCUACGCCUUCCCUUCCCUUCCCUUCCCUUCCCUUCCCUUGUCCACAUUAAAAUUCAGUUGUUUUGAAUGCUUUCCAAUAGUUAUAAGUGUAAUCAAAAAUAUGUGUGCAUUUCCCAGCAUAGUAAAAGAUAGAGCCAUAGUCACAUCUUUGGGGAAAACUCCACAAUAUGCUGUAAGGGGGAAAAAAGAACUGGUUUUGGGUGCAUAGACUGUACUAAAAGAUUGACCACAACCAUGGGAGAGCCUUGUUAAGACUGUCUGUGCUUUAUUCAUUCUGCCUGUAGCAUGUUUGCAAAAUUUCUUCUCGUGGGAACACACACACCCAGGAAACUACCCAAACCUUGGUAGUAAGACCCAGUUCUCGCUGUUGCUGCUACCUGUGCUGCUUAUUCCCAGAGCACAAGAGCUUUUACUUUUGAGUUGGGUUUUAUCUGAAAGCCGACAAGUGGAAGAUGCUAAGGCAAUUCUUUUCAGCUUAAAUAUUUAGUUUCCUCCUCUUUUUCCUCUUCCUCCUCCUCCUUUGUGUUUGGUUUAAAAAAUAAUGAAAGAAACUGUCUGAUUCCUUUAACUGAGAAAAAUUAAAUUACUCAUCAUUUUUCCCUAGAUUCCAAAGAAAUAUGGACAAGAACAUCUCCCAGCUGAUAGUGGAGUUUUCCCUUUUAUAAUUUAAAAUAUGAGAGCUGAUUCUUAGGUGGGCCAGUUGUCCGGAACAAGCUGAGCAGUAUGUUCAGAGUUACUGUGUUUACGUACGUCCCUGGAGCUUGAUGAGGCGGCUCAGUGCUUAGCGUUAGCUGUGCAAUACUGUUGUCGCCUCUCUGUUUAUGGAAUAAUUUAAAUGCAGUUGUCUUUGUUUUGUUGUCUAAGAGAUAGUUAUUUAUCUUGCUCUUUAUAGUAUUCUUGGGAACUAUUUUGUUACUAUGUAUUGGUGAUUUAUGCCCAUUUUAUUAUUUAUUUAGAAAAAUAGUACCUUUGUAAUAACUUGUUUGGUGGCAAUAUAUUUUGCUACAAAAAAUAAAGAGAAUAUGACAGAAGGUUUUUUUGGGGGGCGGGGAGGCUAGGUGCUUUGUAACUUUCUUGAGAGUUGGGAGAAAAUCUUAUUGAUCCCCUAAAAAAAUAAAUUCACUCUUUAUCUCAGUAUUGAUUAUAUGCAAAAUAGGCAAUUUCUUUGAGAUAGCAUACCCUAAGAUAGUAUUUCUUAUUUUGAAAAUGUUAGUUUAAAAUAAAAUGUGAUAAGACACAAGGAAGGGCAAGACAUCUAAGAUAAGAGUCUCAAAAGAGUCCCUUAGUAAAUGAUCUUCAAGUUUUAGGUUUGGUUUUGUUUGUUUGUUUUUAGUUAAAAUUCACCUUUUCCAGACUGCAAAAGUUAUACUUACAAUUUUGCUAAAUAAGAACAAAUAUGGAGGAAAUCCCUACAAGAUCCUUUUUGUCUGUGGAGAUGCAGGCUUCUGGCCUUGAGUUGCUUGACCUGUGAGCUGCAGGAACAGCAGCCACUCACUAGCCUCCUCCCCCAGGCGGAGAGUGAGUCUCAGGUUCCACAUGGGCAGAAAGCUGCUGGCUGCAGCAGUUGUGACAUCGUAUCAUUUAAGAUAAUGGCUUCUUCCAGUCAAUAUCACUUGAUUAAAUUCUCCUCAAAUAAAGACUUUUAAGUAACAGAAUUCUGGGUACUUCAUGGUUAUUAAGUAGCAAUUUGUCAAUGUCCCAAUGUCUCAUUGGAUACUGAAAUUAAAAACAGUCAACUACUUAGAGACCCAUAGGAAAAGAGUAUAUUAACCAACAUGAAAACUAGUGUUAGAUUUAUUUGGCUCAAGUAUCAUCAAAACAAAAGUUGUGGGUGAAUAUACCCAUAUGAAUGUAUAGCCUGAAAAAAGCUGGGACCACCACAGCUAGAAAUACUCGGCUCUAAUGAGCAUACAAAGCAAAAGCUUUUGCAUGUUGGUUUUUUCCAUCCAGAGACAUGCCUUCUGUGUAAUACUCAUUCUGUAAUCGCAGGUCAGGGACUCAAGGGCCAAUUGUCCUGCCACGGGGAUAGGGGUGACUUUGGGCAAACCCCUAGGGUGCCUGGCCUCCUUUUGUCCAUCUCUUACAUGAAAAGUCAUGCCUGGAGAAGCUUAAACACUACGUUCUGGCUCUGGUAGCCUAAGAGCUCAGAAUUGAGCAGCCCAUCUUCCCCUUCACAAGGGUGGGAGUAUGUUUCAAAACGUGGCACCUGUGUAGAAAAAAGUUUUCAUGAGUCUGUAAGCUGUCUAUAGUCUCCUGGAAAGAAACCAGAAGUUUACCCCUAAAUGUGUUUAGAAUGCUUAUUCUAAUAAAAUGAUGGAAGCAUCAAAUCCAAGUGUAGUGGAAGUCCCCAAGCAGUCCCCAAGGAGUGGGGCGUCCUCAAGUAAAACAAGGCACUGUGUCGCUGUAAAACUGGGUGUGGGUUGCUGCCUUUGGUGUGCUGUCCUGUGAGCUGGGGACAGGUUGGCGACAGUAGCUGGGUUUGAGCUGGCAUUUGCUCCUGGAAGUUUUUGGUAACAUACAGUUCAGAAGGCUACACCGCUGUGUAUCUCCUCAUCUCUGGCAGAUGAGCUCUGGAGGACUGUGACUGACUUUGUUUCCAUUUUCGUCAGCUUUGUGCAGUUCUCCUGUGACUUUGUAUCUGUAUUUCCUGUUUACAAGUCUAUCUCAAGGGGAAGGGUAGGAUGUUAAGAUCUAGUUUAUUGUAGAUAUUCUUUCUUGUGUUGUAGAAAAGCAUGGGUUAUACAUUUGAGUGGAAACAGCACUGUAUUAUUUACCAAAGGUGUAUUGUUUGCAUUUGUUUAUAAAUGCAUUAUUUUAGUACUGUAAAUUUGGGCAUAAUUUCUGAGUUUACUACUAUUGCUACUGCUGGCAUCUGUCUUUCUCCUUCUCUGUCAUCUUUUUUAUCCCCAUAAAUGUGCAAUGUGGGGUGCAUAUGUCACAGACCAAACAAGACCACCAGCAUGUUAUGUCCACACUUUGGGAACAGCGUGCACUGUUUCAUACACAUCGGUCCCUGCAGUGUUGGUUUCUUCAUUUCCUUUGAAAAGUCAGCAUUUUGCUUUAACCUUCCAGACAAAAAUCUGUUUCGAGUCACCAUUGCAUCUCAAUGAGCUCUCCCUUAUUUGCCUAUCUUUGUAUGUAUUUUGUAUACUAGAUUGUCCAGGAAGUAUUCUAGAAGGGAGUAAUGGUUUGCAUUCAAAAUGAUGUAAUUUUCCAAAUUAUUUUGCCUUUAAAAUUGAAAUGGGUUAAUCUCAUUUUUUUUCUUGAUGAUUUGAAAUUAUAAGAUUUGUCCAGCUAUUGCUUAAUAAAAUUUUGCAGAUCAAAAAAUAUCAAUUA
This is a messenger RNA of Mus caroli (Ryukyu mouse), 11180 nucleotides long. RefSeq names its product TUB like protein 4 (gene Tulp4). Gene Ontology annotation, molecular function: protein binding. Lineage: Eukaryota; Metazoa; Chordata; Mammalia; Rodentia; Muridae. The record is from RefSeq and is a predicted model, not a curated record.